GAAGAAUUGAGAGCAGGCGUUCUUGAGUGACGGUCCCAACUUGAUGCUUGAUGGAAAAUCCUGUUUGAAGGAUUUCCCUGGCAUGUGCUUUGCUUCAACACGUUGCGCUACGGUCGAACCAGGCAAGACAUGGGAGUUGACACCAUUUUGCGGACGUUCAACUUGUGUUCAAAACGAUGAAAACCCUUCCAAAUUGCUGGAAUUAGUAGAAGACUGUGGUCCACUGCCUUUGGCUAAUGAGAAAUGCAAAUUGGAUACUGAAAAAACGAACAAGACGGCGCUUUUCCCUUACUGCUGCCCCAUUUUCACCUGUGAGUCCGGCGUUAAGCUUGAAUACCCCGAAAUCACGAAGGAAGAACCGAAAAAAGAAUAAUUUAAAAGUAAAUAAUAGCAGACUUUGUUGCAAUUUGUUAACGAUCAGCAAGAAGUACAGUUUAGAUCCAAAACCAUUUUACAUAGAUUAUCAACUACAGCCAUCGUUCUGUUUCGAUUAACAUAUACAUAUAUAUAACGCGAAGUUGCGUUAUCUUAUAUGUACAUUCUAUUGAAUAGCGCCCGUCUUUGCUCAAAUAUGGAUGGAUAUAUAUGCCUGAAAUGAAAUCAAUUGUAUUAUAAUUUUCACUGUUUACGUUUAAAACUUAUAAUGUUAAUACAUGCAGAAAAGUAGUGAACUCUUUUAUAACCAUAUUAAUUCAAGAACAUAAAUGCAGACAUUUCGCACAUCAUUCGGGAUUGUACUUAAAAUAAAAUAUGUAGAAUGUGCGUAUCGGAAGUUAAUAUGGUGAAUUAAACAUUACUAUUAGGAGUAAAAAAUCUGUAUUUGCAAUAGAAAAGGUAAAUGCUUGUCAAAACUGUGAAAUUGAUUAUAAUAAGCUGAGACAUCUACAAUAUUUUGGUCGACAAUCACAAAAAGGCAGAAAUGGUUUCAUAACAUUUUUUAUUGGCGAUGAAAACUAGGCUCAUCGAAAUUUGAAGACCAUGUAGCAGCAGUAUACCCAGAAGUGUAUCCCAGAUACUGCUCAUUCCGACUUCUAUCUUAUUUGAACAAUAACGCAUAGCCUGAUUAAGUAUGUCUCCAACAACAUGUAGUUUUUGUUUUUUGGCUUGGAACAUCUAUAUUUUCUUCUAGGCGAAUCCUUUUGGGAACUAACUUAUCUUCAAGCUAGCUUAUUCUCCCGAAGAGGAUUCACUUGAACAUAAAUAUAAGGUGCGUAAAGCCAGUUAACAGAGCAUUCUUGCGUUAAUAUAAAAAAAAACAGGCUGUGCUGCUUUUUUAAACAUGUAAGUACAUUAUGGAAAGCCAAGAACUGUAGAAUGAAUUAACGAUAUUGAACAUUUUCUAAAAGAGGGUAAACUUAAUUUAAUAUUUAAUAUUGUUUCAAUAUUUAACAUGAAAUCAAAUAUAAUAUAAUAAAAAUA
Anastrepha obliqua is the source of this 1419-nucleotide messenger RNA. RefSeq lists its product as uncharacterized. The record is from RefSeq and is a predicted model, not a curated record. The transcript has 3 exons. The coding region runs from base 44 to 373 and encodes 109 amino acids. Lineage: Eukaryota; Metazoa; Arthropoda; Insecta; Diptera; Tephritidae.